Scylla paramamosain (green mud crab) is the source of this 8593-nucleotide messenger RNA. RefSeq names its product poly [ADP-ribose] polymerase tankyrase-2-like (gene Tnks). NCBI's taxonomy places the organism in Eukaryota, Metazoa, Arthropoda, Malacostraca, Decapoda, Portunidae. Gene Ontology annotation, molecular function: NAD+ poly-ADP-ribosyltransferase activity; protein binding. Bases 35 to 3622 code for a protein of 1195 amino acids. The record is from RefSeq and is a predicted model, not a curated record. The transcript is spliced from 22 exons.
CGGAACAACUGCCUCAGUGGGUUACAAUGGCACAAUGGCUUCUAGGAGGUCUGCCUUGGCCUCGCAGAAUGAAAUCUCUGGGAACGACCCUCUGCGUGAGCUUUUCGAGGCGUGCAGGAACGGAGACCUGGUGAGGGUGAAGAAGUUGGUGACGCCGCAGAAUGUGAACGCGAGAGACACGGCGGGCAGGAAAUCCUCGCCUCUACAUUUCGCAGCAGGCUUUGGUCGCCGUGAUGUGGUGGAGCAUCUGCUGAAUCUAGGGGCAGCUGUGGGGGCGAGGGAUGAUGGGGGGCUUAUUCCCCUGCACAACGCCUGCUCCUUUGGCCAUGCGGAGGUGGUAUCGCUGCUACUCAAACACGGCGCCGACCCCAAUGCACGAGACAACUGGAAUUACACGCCACUACACGAGGCUGCAUCCAAGUCUAAGUUUGAUGUCUGUAUAGUGCUGCUCCAGAAUGGUGCUGACCACAGCAUCCGUAAUACAGACGGCAAGACGGCCCUGGACCUCGCCGACGCCUACGCUCGCUCGGUGCUCACAGGAGAGUACAAGAAGGAGGAGCUGCUGGAGGCUGCUCGUGCCGGCAGCGAGGACCGCCUGCUGACACUGCUCACUCCACUCAACGUCAACUGCCAUGCCUCGGAUGGCAGGAAGUCCACCCCACUUCACCUGGCAGCUGGCUACAACAGGACUGAGAUUGUCACCAUUCUGUUGCAGCAUGGGGCAGAUGUGCAUGCCAAGGACAAAGGAGGCCUGGUGCCACUACACAAUGCCUGCUCCUACGGCCACUUUGAGGUGACAGAGCUGCUCAUCAAGCACGGUGCCAAUGUCAACGCCAUGGACCUGUGGCAGUUCACGCCCCUGCAUGAGGCCGCCUCCAAGUCAAGGGUCGAGGUGUGCUCACUGCUGCUGGCCCACGGCGCUGACCCAACACUCCUCAACUGCCACUCCAAGUCAGCCAUUGAUGUGGCGCCAUCAAGGGAACUGCAGGAGAGACUCACAUAUGAGUACAAGGGCCACAGCUUACUGGAGGCGUGUCGUCAAGCUGAUGCCGCCAGACUAAAGAAAUUCCUCUCCCCUGAAGUGAUCAACUUUAAGCAUCCAUAUACUGGCAAUACUCCACUUCACUGCGCAGUCUCCUCCACGGGCAGCAAGCGGCGAGGCAUUGUGGAGGCCCUGCUGAGGAAGGGCGCGCCUCUGCAGGAGAAGAACAAGGAGUUCCUGACGCCCCUCCAUGUAUGUGCCGACAAGGGCCACUGUGACAUCAUGGAGCUGCUGCUGAAGCACGGCUCUAAGGUCAAUGCACUGGAUGGCCUCGGACAGACAGCAUUGCACCGGUGUGGGCGGGAGGGGGAUGUGCAGGCAUGUCGGGUGUUGCUACAGUAUGGAGUGGACCCUUCCAUCAUCUCCCUCCAGGGCUACACCGCCACACAGGUCUCCACUGACAGUGUACAGCGGCUGCUUCAUGAAGACCCACCAGGCCCUGGAGUAGACACAGAACAGCAGCUCCUUGAGGCAUCCAAGUCAGGGGACAUUGACUGUGUGCGCCGCAUCCUCACCGCCCAGCCUCACCUUGUCAAUGUGAGGGACCUCGAUGGCCGCCACUCCACCCCACUCCACUUUGCCGCAGGGUACAACCGCGUGCCCAUCGUGGAGUACCUUCUGCAGCACGGGGCGGAUGUGCAUGCCAAGGAUAAGGGUGGCCUGGUUCCCCUGCACAAUGCAUGUUCCUAUGGCCACUAUGAGGUGACGGAGCUACUGGUACGUCAUGGAGCCAGUGUCAAUGUGGCCGACCUGUGGAAGUUCACUCCACUGCACGAGGCAGCUGCCAAGGGGAAGUAUGACAUUGUGAAGCUGCUGCUCAAGCAUGGAGCAGACGUGAACCGCAAGAAUAGAGAUGGCCACACUGCCCUAGACUUGGUGAAGGAGAGCGACCAGGACGUGGCUGACCUGCUGCGGGGCGACGCAGCGCUGCUGGAUGCUGCCAAGAAGGGCAACUUGGCACGGGUACAGAAGCUGCUCAACCCAGACAACAUCAACUGUCGUGACUCACAGGGCCGCAACUCCACCCCACUGCACCUGGCGGCCGGCUACAACAACCUGGAGGUGGCUGAGUACCUCCUGGAGAAUGGUGCUGAUGUCAAUGCUCAAGAUAAGGGAGGACUCAUUCCCUUGCACAACGCCUCAUCCUACGGACACCUGGACAUCGCUGCCCUUCUCAUCAGAUUCCAGACAGCAGUGAAUGCCACGGACCGGUGGGGCUUCACUCCCCUACAUGAGGCAGCUCAGAAGGGCCGCACUCAGCUCUGUGCUCUGCUGCUGGCCCAUGGUGCUGACCCCUACCUUAAGAACCAGGAGGGGCAGACUCCCCUUCACCUUGCCACAGCAGAGGACGUGAGGAGCCUGCUGCAGGAUGCCAUGAUGAGCCAGCCCAGCCUCACGCCAGCCACAGGAGGCAGCGUGCCACCGCCUGUCUCCCCGUCAUCCCCCAAGCCGCCUGGCACGCCCUGCAAGGCUGCCGCUCAGCCCACUGUAUCCCCGGCACCCUCCAUGAUAUCCAUCAACAACAUUGGCGCAGAAGUUGAGACAGUGAUGAUGCCGUCCGGUGCCAGCCUGACCUUCACACCGGUGCUGGGCUCCUCGCCAGGCAUUGGGGACGGCUGCUGUGACCACUCCCGCUGUGAGACGACCCCAGACACGCCUGUCAACAUGAGCAUUGCCUCCUUCCUCAAUAGCCUGGGAUUGGACCACCUGCGGGACAUCUUUGAGCGGGAGGACAUCACGCUGGACAUCCUGGCAGAGAUGGGCCAUGAGGAGCUUAAGACCAUUGGCAUCAAUGCAUAUGGUCACCGCCACAAGCUGCUCAAGGGCGUGGAAAAACUUCUCAUCCAACACAACGGCCUGGUGAGCAGCGGGUGUGGCAGCAGCAACAACAGCAGCGGCUCCUCCCAAGGCACGCUGCUGCUGGACCUGUGUCGGGAGGAUCGGGAGUUCAUCGCGGUAGAGGAGGAAAUGCAGGCCACCAUCAGGGAGCACCGCGACAACGGCCACGCUGGCGGGAUAUUUGCCAAGUACAAUGUUGUCAAGAUCCAGAAGAUCCGCAACAAGCGUCUGUGGGAGCGCUACACACACCGGCGGCGGGAGGUGGCAGAGGAGAGCAAUGGGCAGUCCACUGAGAGGAUGCUCUUCCACGGCUCCCCCUUCAUCUCUGCUAUCGUUCAGAAAGGCUUCGACGAGAGACAUGCCUACAUUGGGGGCAUGUUUGGAGCAGGAAUCUACUUUGCUGAGCACUCGUCCAAGAGCAACCAGUAUGUGUACGGCAUUGGAGGGGGAAGUGGGUGUCCGGUGCACAAAGACAGAUCUUGCUACUCAUGCUACAGACAACUGCUUCUUUGUCGUGUCACUUUGGGCAAGUCCUUCCUCCAGUUCUCAGCAAUGAAGAUGGCCCACGCACCUCCCGGCCACCAUUCUGUUGUGGGGCGGCCCAGUGCUGGCGGCCUCUGCUACCCGGAAUAUGUGGUCUAUAGAGGAGAGCAGGCCUACCCGGAGUACCUCAUCACCUACCAGAUCGUCAAGCCGGAGGAGGCGGGGCCCAAGGAGGACGGCAGCCGAGACAACGAUUGACCAGUGUGGGGUGACUAUUCUCCUGUAGGCCAAACUGAGGGGUAGCUCUGUGGUAGGGAAGCCUGAGUGUUUGGAUCACCACUGUCCAACACCCGCACUCCUUCACUCCUUCAGCCACACCAGCAGCAGGACUCCAGCUGUGGACCCAAGCACACACACACACACACACACACACACACACACAAUGACUUUCCUACUUAAAAUAUACUUCAUUAUAAUUUACCAUCAGCUGGAGUCUCUGGCAUCCAUUGUCGUUUGGGCAGCCAUGCAAUGUUAAGCGCAGCCUCAUUAUUUAUAUCCACACACGGUACUUGUGACAGUUGAUGCCUCAUGAUACAGACAGCAUCCAGUCCCCACAGUGACGUCUGUCUGCAGGUGACCAUGACACACGAUAUCUGCAUACUAGUACUGCAUGCUUCUUCUUUUCCUCCUAGUCACAAAUGCAGCUGGUUCAGUAUAUAGGUUUCUGAUAAGUGUCCAUCUUCCGGAUAAAUUCCUCCACUGUGCUUGACUUGUAAAACUCCUGCAGAGGUAUCUUGCUGCAGAGGACAUGGACAUGGUUGCCUUCAUUCCUUUCCUCCCAGAAAUUGUUUGGUACUGAGCUGUGGUAUCCUUAUGAUCUGUAACUCGGCACAGCAGUGUCAGAACACUUCCAGAGCACCAGUGGCCAGGCAGGUGUGGGUCUCCUGCCUGCCAAGACUUAUACACUUUUGAUACAACGUUGGUCUCUGCGUCAAGACCAGCAAAGACCCAACUGUUGGUGUGAUUGAAGGAAUCCUCAUUACUCCCAUAUAAGUGGUUGUGAUUUUAAUGUGGAGUCUUUAGUAAGUGGCCAGGAAAGUUGGCAUGAUCCUGCUUAGUGUGAAAUGCUCCCAGAUAGUCCAGGCUUGCAUGAGGGUCAGCCGUGCGACUCAGUGACUCUGUUCCUCGUCACGACCUAGGAAUGCGCCGAGCUCUCUGGCACGAGUGUCGACCUCUCUGACCUGUGGUGGGGGCAUCGCUAUUUAAACUUAGUCAUUCCAUGUAGAAAGAAUGUGUGGAAAUUACUGUUUGCAUUACUAUAUUUCCUUAUAUCUCCUAUGAGCUGUUGUAUAUAAGGUUUCAUGUGUUCUUCUAACAUUGCGAGGAAACUAAUCCAGGUGUCAAGUUAGUUUAAGCUUUUCGUCUUGAUGUUUAGAGCUUCAUGCUGAUACCACGAGCAUUGGUUUCUGUCGCUGGUGAGCAGUUGGCUGUGCUGGGACUAAGAUUUAUAUCAUUGAUGUUCAGUGUUUUGAAUGUUUGUCUUCUAAAUUUUUAUUGAGGAUAUGAAAGCAUUUCCAGAUGGAUACUUCUAGUAUUGUGUUUAUUUAGGGUUUCAGAUGGUGUAAUGUUUAUGUUUCUUUCAUGGUCUACUUUUUAUUAAGGAAGAUUUACAUCAGGGAUAUUUAUAAAUGCAGUGAAACCUUGGUAAGUCAAAGCAUAUGUUAGAAAGAGCCUUGGCCAUCCUGACUGACCAAAACUCCUACUUUACACUCAUUCUUUCAAUACCAAAUCAAAUACUGAAUUAUUCCAGGCCUUUAUAUAUGUACAGGUUACUAAUAGCUAAGAAAACAUAAGGAAAUAAGGAGUCUGCAAAUGUUCCACUAACUUAAACAAGGCAGGAAUUAUUGCAGGUCUUUAUACAUGUGCAGUUACUAAUGGCUUAGAAAACAUAAUGAAAUGAGACUGCUAAAGAUCCAUUAAUCCACACAAGACAGCUCCUGAAGAGAGAACAACCUGCCACUUACAGUAAUGCAGGCGAUGACCACAGGCUGAUCAUUAUAACAUUGUCUUUUAUUCAUCUUCACGUUCACGUAUUAUUAUAAGUCGCAACAUUCCAAAUUAUGAUAUAAAGUUUUUUAAGAACAGAACCCUUCAGACUUAUCUAGAUUUCACUGUAUGGCAUCAAAGUAUUGUUAUCUAAAUCGCAAAGGGUGAAAAAUUUUUAAGUAGGAUUUAGAUCUGGUGAAAUUCUUGACUAUAUGCACUGUGUCACCACCUCUGUCAUGGUACUUUAGCCACUUGAGGACACAGAGACAUGGUAAUACUCCCAUUCAUAGAUACUCUCUCUUGCUGAUCAGUCUACCUAUUCCCAUCUUGUUUUGAGACCUGCAGCUGUCUAAUGUUGCAUUAAGAACCCAAGAAGAUAAGCUGCCAGAAACUGUCAGGCCUACAUGUGGCAGUCCCCACAUAAAACUUAUCCACCUUACUCCACCUAUCUGUAAAUUUACCCAGUCUACCCAUACUUAUUAAAGAGGUACCAGAUUAUAAAAAAAAAUAAAAGUAAAUAAAUAAAUAAAUAAAAAAUAAAAUUCUGGCAUCAUAAAAUUAGAUUAUGGUUUUGGUCAGAAUAAAGCAAAUUUGCCACAAGAUUUAAAAUGAAAUGGCAAUAUGAAGACCAAUCAGCAAAUGGUAUUGUUUGUAUGACUGCUUAUCCUCAAAUGACUAAACUGAUAUGACAGAAAGUGGUGAAGCAGAUUAUAGUUAUAUAUAUAUCUUAAGUGUUGAAGAAAUGAAGGAAUGUGAACACAGCAGGACAUUCACAUUCACUGCUUGAGGCCGUUUGAUCAAGUGCUUUGUGACACGACUGGCAUUUUGUGAUGUGCGGUGAAUGUUGCUGCUGGAAUGCCCUCAAGUGUGUAGCAUGUACGUACAUGUUUUCUGAGAAUCUCCGUGUUGAGUGAUGUGUGAGAUGCAGGCCGAGCAGAGGCUGGCUUCAGUGGCCUGUGUCACGCUUGACGUCUGUCCCCGGCACUUCUCCAGGGAAGAGAAGGCCUUGUGGGAAAUUAUGUGUCCAAAAUUAUUAUAGACAUGUUAAAAAAGAGUAUUAACAAAUAGAGUAAUUGCAGCUUUGUUAUUAAAUCAUACUUUAUCCACUGUAAGAUGAAGAAAAUAGCUGACUUAAGAAAGGAUUUAAUUCAUGGCACGAUGUUCAGGGCAUUAAACUUUUGUGGGGUCAAGUAACGAUAUUUAAGUGCAAUAUUAUAUUUUAGUACGUUCAUUCAUAGGCUUACGUAAGAGUUAACAGGAAUGAAACUUUACGCAUUCAUAUAUAUUUUUUUCUCUGAAGCAUCUCGUUGGUGUUCCUCGUCAUCCAGUGAGGCCAAACGUCCCAUGCACAUUCCUUUUUGUUGUAACAAGCACUUCUUGCUCAUCACUCAUGCAGUGGUGUGAGCUCUGGGGAAAUGUCAGCCAGAAAUAUUGGGGGUAACAUUUUCCAGGCUAAAAAAAAAAAACAAGUGGAUGUUAAUAUUUUACUGAAUUCCAUAGUAACUACUUGCAGACUUCACCCAAAGUUAUCUGCUGAGAGGCAGGUUGUAGAGGAUGGCUGUGAGAGGUUCUGCAUCAAUAAAUUAGACUUGAUUUUGAAUGAGGAAGGGAAUUUCUUUGUGUUUUGUGUUGAGUUCUGUAUCCUUAGCUGUGUUGUGUCUUCAAUGCCUGAGGAGGCGAUGCAGUGAAGAGUAAUUCCACACCCGCCAGACUCGGCUUCUCCACAGUGUUGAGGAAAGCAGAAAAAGAGCUCAAAUGCUGUUAAUUAGCAUGGUUCUGGUAUACAGUAUAUAUGUGUAUGUACUACUUUAUUUUGCCUUGAUAAGGUGGUUUGAGUUGUUUGAAUCCAUGUGAUGAUGUACUAUGCUCACUCAUGUUUCAUUGUGUUGUUCAUUAUUGUUCUGUGAUAUAUCCAUUGCAGCAGCGCGUAUCAUGAAUGAGCACACCCCUGCAUGUACUUGUUAAAAAAAAAGGAAUAGUCUUAACUUCACGUUCCACUCGUUCAUUUCUGUACGUACACAUUAAGAAAUACUGGAAGAUUACUGCUUGAAAAAAAGCUGCCAAAAUUUAAAACAGGUUUGAUCCGCCCAUUCGUUUGUAUGAGUAAAGAUUAGGAAUCAUGAGAUAUCCUAUUACCCACUUGCUGCUUGAAUCUGCAAGAGUCCCCAGUCAUGGGAUCAUAUUCUGAAACACUUCUGCACUGCACUUCCAUUACAUUCAAAAGGCUCUAGUUGAAGUUACUCAGGUUUUUAAGGGUGUUUUUGUGAUUCUUGUGACAGAUUAACAACAUUUCUAUAUUGUGAACAGGAGAAACACUCUUGAGAACCUGGCUAAUCAUCUCUGUGGCCUUUGAAAAUGGUUGUGAUGCAAGAGCAGAGCGUUUGAGAGUACAGGCCAUGGGGUGAGGCAGGCCUGGUCCAGCACUCUCUCAGGCUGGCCAGGCGGAGGCACUGGAGGCAGCUCAUGUGUCAGAGGUGUGCCAGAGAGGGAGACAGACCUGCUACCCUUCAGUGUUCAUGUUACAUGGUGCUCUGUUGCUUCAGGAGAGUGUUGCCUGUGUUGCAUCCAGCCAGGCAGGGCACAGAGGGUGUUGGUGUGGGUGGUUCAUCAUGUGUUUGCUCCAUUUGCUCACUUUAGCACCUGCACUAGCUGAGGAAAGGCUUGGUUGCUUCCACUUGGCUGCUUCCACUUGGUUGCUGCCACUUGGUUGCUUCUACUUGGUUGCCCCACUUGAUUGCUGCCACUUGGUUGAUUCCAGCUGGUUGCUUCCACUUGGUUGCCACUACUUGGUUACUUCCACUUGGUUGCCACUACUUGGUUGCCACCACCUGGUUGCUGCUUCAUAGUUGCUACCGUGUGGUUGCUUCCAGCUGGUUGAUUCCACUGGUUGCUGCCCUUGGUUGCCUGCUGGCGUGAGUUGGGAAGUGUUGCUUUGUUGUUGGGUUCCUUGCCCUGCGUGUGGGUCUCACGGAGUGACAGCACCUGUCUGAGGGACCACCACUGCUUGCAUGUUCCUCCAGCCCAUGGUAUCACUUAGAGUUUUUAUAAUCCUUGGUUAUUUAAUACUCUGCUAUCAAAGCAUAAUUCAUGUUUGACUUUCUUUGUACAAAUCUGUGUAAAUAAUUGACUCAUACUUUUUACAUUAUGAUGUACAUAUUAUCUCCAAUAAAAUGUGAACUAUUU